AUAAAUCGGGCCGCUUGUUACGUCAGUUAUACAAAAUAUUUACGGCUGUGCUUGUGUGCGCUUAAAUUUGGCAAAAUUCAGUUCGUUUACGUAUACAACAGUCCGUCCAACGCAACGGAUUCAUAUCGAACUGCCGUAGCGCCCUACGCCCCGUACGCCGCCGAGCAGCAACGACAUCAGGAUCUGCCCUCGGACACCGAACAGCUCGAGAACGACGCCGAUCCCGACCCCGACGCCGAUCUGAGCGAGCAAAGCAGCAGCAGCGGCUCUUCCAUACCUGCCGCUGCACUGAUCGCCAGCAAUAGCAUCUACAACAACUACAGCAGCAGCAACAACAACAACAACAGAAAUUGUAGCAGCAAGGCGAAAUCAACAGCCAGUAUAGCGGAAGCAGGAAGAAAAGCAAACAGCAACAGCAGCAACAACAACAACAAACUCAACUACAAUAUGGCGGUGGUGCGCAAAAAACAGGAUGACAAAUACCUGCUCGCUUUGCGUGAAUUGGUAACCAGCGGCGCGAACAAUCGCAAUCGCCAAUGCUUCGACUGUGGCCAGAAGGGACCAACCUAUGUCAACAUGACCAUCGGUUCCUUUGUCUGCACACGCUGUUCGGGUGUUCUUCGCGGCCUCACGCCUCCACAUCGUGUCAAAUCCAUUUCGAUGGCCACAUUCACACAGGACGAGAUCGACUUUCUCAAAACGCAUGGCAACGAGUUGUGUGCCAAGACCUGGCUGGGACUGUGGGAUCCCAAGCGUGCCGCACAUCAACAGGAUCAGCGCGAACUCAUGAUCGAUAAGUAUGAGCGUAAACGCUAUUAUCUGGAGCCAGCUAGUCCUCUCAAAUCGCUGCCCAAUGCCGUCAACCUGAAGUCGGCUUCAGCAAGCACAGCCACGGCAAAUGGCCAGCAGAAUGGCUAUCACAAUGGCAGCAACAGCAAUGGCUAUGCCAGCAUUCAUCUGACGCCGCCUGCCGCACAGCGAACCUCGGCCAAUGGCCUCCACAAGGGCACCAGCAACGGCACCAGUUCGUCCACGGCCAUUAGCCGGCCGCAACACCAUCAUCUCCAGCAGAACAACCAUCAGCAUCACAAUGGCCAUCACGAUGCCGCAUUCAAUAUUUCCAACGGCCUAAACGGUCUGACUAGCCUCAACAGUGCUGGUUCCACAUCGACGGGCGCCCUUUCGGAUACGAGCAGCUGUGCCAGCAAUGGAUUUGCUGGCGAGACGGACUUUGUUGCCGAUUUCGGGACAGCCAAUAUAUUUGAUGCGACAUCGGCACGUUCCACCGGCUCGCCGGCGGUGUCCUCGGCUUCAUCGGUCAGCUCCACCAAUGGGUAUGCCAAGGUGCAACCCAUACGAGCGGCUCAUCUACUCCAACAACAACAACAACAGCAGCAACAACAACAACAACAACAACAACACCAACAAAUGAUGAAUGGCAAUGGCACGGAAAACUUUGCGGACUUUGAACAUGCGCCCAUUUACAAUGCAGCUGCAAUGAAUUAUAAACUUAAUAGUGUAAGCAAUUUGCAAAAUGGCCAAAUCAAUGCCAAUGGCAACAACAACAACAACAGAGGCAACAGCAGACAUAGUUUUUACAGCUUUAGCGAAAGCACGCCAAAUUUCAAUGAUCCAUUCGAUCAGAUCUAUCUGGGCGGUGGGGCGCAACAAUUUGCAACCAGAUUUGAAAGUGAUUUUGUGGCACAGCCACGCCCACAACAACAACAACAACAACAACAAUCAACAAACUGCUGGCCACAGCCAUUUGAUUUUAAUGACAACACCAGUUGGUCAUCUAUGCCUGAAGCUUGGAGCGUUUGGCCAACGACAGCAGAAGCAACAGCAGCAACAGCACCAGCAGCAACCACAGCCAGCAACUGCACUUGCAACUGUGCCAAGCAGCAGCAGCAACAACAACAACAACAGCCUUAUAGCUUGCUCAGCAAUGCACAAUCCAGCUCCUCCAUAGGCUCCAGUUGCAGUUAUCGCUACGCCAACAACUUUGUCGAAGAAGCUGCCAAGCCACCAAUUGCUGCCACAGCAACAGAAGCCGCAGCGGCAACAGCAGCAACAACAACAACAGUACUCGCAACAUUGUCGCCUUUAAAUCCAUUUCUGCCUUAUUUAUUAAAUGAGCAGAACAGCAACAACAACAACAGCACCAACAUUGUAAAGGCCGCAGAAACUGCUGAAGUCUUCAAUUCAUUCUCAAAUGAUUGCCUCGUUUCCCAAGACGGCAGCGAAACUGAAACCGAUACGACAGCAACAACAGCAACAACAACGACAAUAAACACAGUUUGGAGUUACAAUAAUUUAAAUGCAAAUAAUCAUGAUUUCUUUACGUGGAGCGCGCCCCUGCAGAAUGGCCACAAGUCGAACGGUAGCAACAACAACAAUAAUAAUAAUAAUAACAACAACAACAACAACAGCCCAAAGGGGAUUAGUGCGCCCAGCGAGGAUCGCUAUGCAGCGCUCAAGGAUCUGGAUGAGCAGCUGCGCGAAAUCAAGGCCAGCGAAGCUGCCGCAGCAGUGGAGGCAGCCACACCCCACACUGUCAAUUGCGCAGAUUUCUUAUUUGGCACUGUGCACAACAACAACAACAACAACAACAACGGCAGCAUCAGCAGCAACGGCAGCAGCAAUGCCAACCCAUUCAAGAGCCAACAACUACAACUGCAACAGCAACAACAACAACAACAGCAGCAGCUGCUGCUGAAUGGGAACGGCGCCGGCCCAAUUGUGAAUCCAUUCCAGCAGCAGAAUCUCUACGGGCAAUUGACACUCAUACCAAAUGGCUUUGGAGGCAACAGCAACAGCAGCAGUCAACCUCAAGCGGCGCAGCUGCUUCAGCCCGCAGUGGCGGUGGCAGCGGUGGCAGCAGCGCCGACCCAGCAGGCGUCCUUUUACAAUUUCAAUGGCAGCUCUGUUGGCACCGGCCCCUACGCCUUGCCCCAAGCAUUGCCGAAUGGCUGUGGCUUUGGGAGCAUCAUGCAGCCGACGCCCGUCAUGGCCAUUGGUGGUGGCGUCUCAGCCUACAAUAAUCCCUUUGCGGCCAGCGGCGGCGCCAUGAACACCAAUAAUCCAUUUUUAUGAGAUUGGAGCAAAUCGAACAACAAUAACAAUAACAACGAGGCAUUGAACCAGCCACUUGCAACUUGGCUGAAACGUUGAACAACCACAAACACAACAACAACAACAACAAAAGAAAUGAAAGAAAGAAAGCAGUUGAACAAAACAAAACGCAAAACAAAACAAAGUUUAGUCCAUUUUAUGAACAAUUUAAUUACAAAUAUUUGUAUUUACUUGUUGCCUUUAGCAUCUAUAGAAACUUUUUCACUAUCAAAACAAAAACAAAAAUGAAAAUGAAAGAAAACAAAACAAAAAACAAAAGAAAGAAAGAAAGAAAUUAUUCAACAUGCAAAAAUUUACAACGCAGCCAAUGUCGUCUGUCUUUUGUCAUUGUCGCAUUAGCUUAACUUAAAUACUAUUUAUAAAGCAUACUAACCUAAGAUUGAGCGAUCAAGCGAGCUAGGCCUGUAAGUCGAUUUAUGUAAACAUACUAUACAUAUACAUAUAUAUACUAUAUAUACAUCUAAAUAUGCAUCUUAAAAUUUAAUGUAAACUCUAGCCCCCACCCCCUCAUCAGUUUAGUCAACAGUUUUGCCUUGCUAUACAAAUACAAGUAUAUAUGUAUUCUUUAAUUAUAGAUUUUAUUUUCGUGUUUCUCUCUUAUUUCUUAUCGAAAUUGUUUGUCCCUUCUUUUUGUUUCGUUUCGCGUAUUUUUUAUAAAUUUUUGCGCGUUUGUUUUUAGGGUACGAAGAAGCUCUGUCAGUUAUUGAUUGUGUGGCCUUAAUAAGAUUAUGAUACUAUAAAUUAUGAACUAAUACUACAUAUAACAUGCAAAAACAUGCAACUAAAUAUGUAUAUAUAACAAAUAUAUAUAUGCUUUUGUACCUAAAUUAAA
Molecule: messenger RNA, 3964 nt
Organism: Scaptodrosophila lebanonensis
Lineage: Eukaryota; Metazoa; Arthropoda; Insecta; Diptera; Drosophilidae
Gene: drongo
Product: arf-GAP domain and FG repeat-containing protein 1
Exons: 6
Coding region: 448-3093 (881 amino acids)
Molecular function (GO): GTPase activator activity
Source: RefSeq, a predicted model, not a curated record